Molecule: messenger RNA, 4406 nt
Organism: Camponotus floridanus (Florida carpenter ant)
Lineage: Eukaryota; Metazoa; Arthropoda; Insecta; Hymenoptera; Formicidae
Product: F-BAR and double SH3 domains protein 2
Exons: 22
Coding region: 470-3454 (994 amino acids)
Biological process (GO): neuromuscular synaptic transmission; regulation of actin filament polymerization
Cellular component (GO): neuromuscular junction; recycling endosome
Molecular function (GO): protein binding
Source: RefSeq, a predicted model, not a curated record
UUUUUGCCAUUAUUUUUCGCUCUUUUAUAAAAGGAUAAUCUUUAAAUAUGAACGAUCAUAAACCCUCCGAGAGUUGUGAAAUCACUAAUCGUAGUGACUAAAAAAAAUCAUCACGAGCAGCCGCAAUUAACUCCUCAUUUAUCCCCUCCUCCAACUCCUUCUCUUGACGAGGCUUAGUAGGUCGUCGGAAAGGAAGUCGUUCGCCGACCCGGGGGCGGCGCAGGCGUCAUCAAGAGAGAAGGGAGUCAGGGCGAUCAAUAAGCGGCGUACUACCCCCGGCGGUGGCCUCAGGAGGGCAGGAGAUCAGUAGCGUACGAGCGUGCGAGCGGUGCACGACGAGGGUGCGUGCGUGCGUGGGGUGUGUGCGCAUAGAGGGUGAGCCGUGAGCGAGCGAGGGCGAGUGAGAGCGAAAUUGCCCCUCUCCUCCUCCUCCUACUCCCCCGGCGUUGCGGGAAAAACUCGCCUCAGCAUGCAACCACCACCGAGAAAAGGAAACUACGCGAAGUUUCUAAAGAAUGUGCACACGGAGCAGGCAGCAAAAUUGCAAGCAAAAAAUCAGCAUGAAUGCGACCUUCUGGAAGAUAUACGUAAUUUUACGAUUAAAAAAUCUGCCAUCGAAAAAUCCUACUCUGAGGCGCUGCUCAAGAUAUCAUCCGCAUACUUAAACAAAAAAAUACCAAAUAUACCAGAUCUCAAAGUCGAUGGAGCUGAAGAAAAAUGGAACAUGUGGAAUGUAUGGCGAACCGUGCUGGAGGAGAACGAGAAGCUGGCGCGCGCGCAUCUCGCUGCCGUUGAGGUUUUCCAGCAGCAGAUUGCCGAUGAUGCCAAGAUCCUCAGGAUGCAUAAAUUACAAGUUUCUAAGAAGGCAAUCGACCAAUUAUUAAUAGUACAAAAAGAACUGCAGACCUGCGUCCAGGACGUCGACAAAACGAAGAAGUCGUACUUUGAUGAGGAACAUAGCGCACACGAUGUACGAGACAAAGCAAAGGACAUUGAAGAAAAAUUGAAGAAGAAAAAGGGUUCCUUCUUCCAGUCGAUAACGACAUUGCAGAAAAAUAGCGCUAAGUUUAGCUCGAAGCGAGAUCAAUUGGAGGAGAAAUCAACCGGAGCACGCAAUGAUUAUUUACUGAGUCUCGCUGCCGCUAAUGCUCAUCAAAACCGAUAUUUUGCAGUCGAUUUACAAUCCACUAUGCAAUAUUUGGAGCAUGGGGUUUACGACAAGGUAACAGAAUAUUUAACAUUGAUGGGACGCACAGAAUUACUUACAUGUGUAGCCACGCAAAACAGCUUCGGCAAAAUUCGCGAUCAAGCUCAGCAGCUUACUAGAGAAUACAAUAUUCAAUGUUGCUGUUUAUACUAUCCCGUUUUGAAACAACAUAUUCAAUAUGAAUUUGAGCCCUGCGAUAAUGAUCCCAUAGAUAGGAUAACUGCCGAUCAUUCGGCAGCGACAACAUUGGGCAAUGAAGCGCGUCGCUGGUCGACGAAGAUUGCUCGCGAGAUCAGCAAUAUCCGCGAGAACAAUCGAAAACUGCAGAUAUUGCUACAAUUCAAAGAGGCUGGCCAAAAGACUGAUCCAAAUGAUCCUAAUGGUCCAGAUUUAGAUACGAAGAUCGAUGAGUUAAAACAUGUUAUUCGACGAGCAGAGACAACAAAACUCAAGGCUGAAGCGAGAUUAGAAUGUCUUCGACAGGGUGGAGUAAAUGUAGACGAAUUUCUGCAAGAGGCUGAAACGCUGAGCGUUCAGGAUAUUCCUCGUUCGGCCAGUUCUCUCUCCGUCAGAACAGAUGCAUCUGGUGCAGCGGAACAUCCAUCAUCAGACUCUUUCUAUGACAGCGAUGGCGAUGGCGGAAGCGAUUUAACAACCGUCGAACGACCCGGAAAAAAUGCGCCACAACAUGAAGAUGAAGUGGAAGAGAGGCAGAGGCACGACAGCGCUGAAGUCGAUGCGUUGUUAGAGCAGGAGAAGCAACGAAUGGAGCAGCUAACGGCAGGCUGGGACGAUCCUACAGCGGUUGAUUGGGACAAUCAGGAGAAAGACGAACAAGAAAUGACGCACGAGAUACCAGAGAUGCCUUCUAAUCAACCUAUAUACAAGUGUACUGCUCUCUAUUCUUACACAGCGCAAAAUCCCGAUGAGCUUUCCAUUGUAGAAAGUGAGCAAUUGGAUGUAGUGGGCGAGGGCGAUGGUGAUGGAUGGUUAAAAGCAAGGAAUUACCGGGGAGAAGAAGGUUUCGUACCUCAAAAUUAUCUCGAUGUGGAGAGAGAGCCGGAGGCUUCUACCGGCGGCUUGACCUCGCAGGGUCCAGGUUUGGUUCAACAAAUUUCCUUUUCAUCUGUCGAUUAUACGAUCGACGAUCAUGACGCCGUUGAUCCCGAUGCCGACUUGCAAAGUAUUGUUCCGGAAGAUGUUAUACAAAAUCAUAUUGGAGAAAUAGAACAAUAUUGUAUCGCACUCUACGAUUACGAUGCGACUUGCGACGAGGAGCUGAGCUUCCUAGAAGGUGAUAUCAUGAAGGUGCUGAGAAAAGAACCGCACGAUGUGGAUGACGGUUGGUGGGAAGGUGAGCUAAGAGAUCAACGAGGUAUCUUCCCUUCUCUCGUUGUGGAACCUUGCGGUCCGGAUGGGUCUCCUUUGACCCCACAGGACAAUAUAACACCACCGAGUUCUGCGCCGCCAGUCUUCACUCCACCAGAAAUACCAGAAUUUUUAUUAGCUGAUGAACUCGCUCAACUUGAUGAAUCGCAAGAAGAAAAGUCAGCAAUGAAUGGCGAUGGGGGUUUUAUGAUAAAUCUGUCCAAGAACCAAAAGGACCAAUAUGGCUCGCAAUUUGGAGAUGAUAAUUCGGAAGCACCAAAUAUAUUAGUUGUGGAAGUAUCAGAUGAAUCGGGUGAUAAGGCAGAGAAAUCCGAAGAUCCCAAAUCCGCUGACCAAGAAAACGAUUUUGGUCUUGGAGUGGCUCAGAUUGUCAUUACAGCUGCAACUCCAAUGGAAGAGAUCGAACAUCCUUUUCCUGGGGAAGAGGAGACUUCGGAAGAUCCAGGAAAAUCGGAAACCUCUGAAGCUGACCCUGAAGCUUCAAGUGCUGCUUCGGAUCCAAAUGAGAGCGAGUGUAAAGAAGAGGAAGAGGCAACUGUUAUUUUAGAUGAAAAAGAAGAAGAAGCUGAAGAAAAAUCCAUAAUCGACGAACUUCCUGCUGAUUCAGCACCGUUUCCGAUCAGUAGUAGUUCUGGAAGUGAAGCAGAAUCGAUCGCUUCAGGUCCCAGCACUAAUGAAAAUUCUCAAUCAAGAGGAACGGUGGUAGAAGUAACAGAAGAAGUCACAGAAAUUACGGAGGAAGAAGAAGAAGAAAUGGUACCAGGCAAAAUGCUAGUGGGAGGAAGGGCCAGUAUCCCGGAUGAACUUCAACCGGAUCAGUUAGAGAAGUUGCAGACUCUCAAGGAAUCAAACGCCUAGGGCUGACUGGGCCCCAGGGCCCACAAUGGCAAGAUUACAUUGCCUGAUGGCCACCCCGACAAUUUUCGACAUCUCUUAGAUUUCUGGCGAUCGCCUGAAGUGCUGAACAAGAAAGACUAAUUAAUAAAACUCUAAUAAGACUCUGAGACUGACAAGGUGCUUAUGGUGAUCGAGUAGUGGUGGAGAUAAAAAUGUUUUGUGGUUGAAUUAUAAUUAAGAUAAUAGGGCGUUAAUAGGUCAAUCGAGCUAAGAAAUAUUUAUAUUAUGAACUAUAAUCAUUUUUGUGUCCUUAGCAUUAGAUUCUGAUACUUUUCAACGAGAUUCUGUCAAUUUUAAUCUUUAGAACUCUGACGAAUUAUAGAUGAAUUUACAUGUUUGUUAUAAAACUGUUCAAACUAAGGUUUAAUCGAAGCGCAAGUAUUUUAAAAAUGUAAUGUUAAAUAUCUUAAGUAACCGAGCAGAAAUCUAUUUAUGAAACUAAGUAGAUUACUAUAUUGAUCUAUUAACAUCCUAGGAAAGAAGAGGAAAUGAUCUGACAAAUCAAUCAGCAGAAAGAUUAAAUUGAAUAAGAGAUAACUUAAGUUUGAUAAAGGUUGAUAAGAAAAGAAGAAGAAAAGAAGAAUAGAAGAGAAGAAUAGAAGAAUUAACAAGAUCACCAUGACAUUAUGCAAAACUUUAUAUAAGAUCACCGAGAUUGAUCCAUUCAUAAAAAGUUAGAAGCAUCAACUGUGUGUCCUAUUUUAGGGCAACAGGCUUUAAUGGGUUGAUUAGAAAAUCUCGACUUAGUAAAAUUGAUAAAGAGAUGGAGGAGUUUUUUUUUCGUAAGAGAUAGUGUACAGUGAGAUGAGAUAAAACGGAUUAUCGAUACCUGUAUACUGCAAAGAGUGUAAUAACUUGCACGCAGUUGUUGGUGUACAUUUCAAGGGAAUUACACUGGUGUUGCAUGUAAAAA